GCGUCUGUCUGGUUGAAACCCUAGUAGGACACCAGGCGAGCGGCGGCGGCGGCGGCGUGGUUAGCCAUGUCUUCUCUUCUCAGCCCACCAAAGCCAGAAAUCGAGUUCAAAGAGGCGGAGGGGAAGGAGGAAAGAAGAUGGAAAGCGAGUCCGGUAUGGGGACGGAGGGGGAAUCCGGCAAGGAGCAGGAUUUGCUGUUGGAUCUGGGGAGGAAACUCGGGAAGAUGGAAAUCGAGUUAGGGAAGUGGACGGAGCAGGCUUCCGGCAAGGAGCAGGAGACGGUGCGGGAUCUGAAGAAGAGGCACAGGAAACUCAGUAAGAAUCGUAGGUACCUCUUGCAAGAUAUCGUCUCAGGGAAGUUUAAGGAAUUGUAUUCCGAUUCCGGCCGCAACAGGGUAAUGGGGAUUUUCAGGGAAGCCGAGGAGCUGGACAAGGAGUUGAUGAUUAUUAAGGAGAAGGAGAAGGAGAAGGAGAAGCAGGAGACGGUGGUGGAUUCCGGCGAGGAGGAGAUGGGCAGGGAUUCGGCGCAGCACCAGUCCCUGAUGGAGGAGAUCAUAUCCGUGGAGAGGGAGCGCAAAGACCUGCUUGGCUCACUUACUCCUACCUUUUCUCUCUGGAAAGAGAUUGAUUCUCAAACAACCUGGACGAUCGCCACAACGGAGUCUGCUACUUUUUCUAGGGACAACAAUGAGAAUCCACUUGCAGACUACUUCAACCUGAUCCUCCAAGGUAUGGAGGACCUGGGUCAUCGGAUGCUUUCUACAUUAUAUUUUCUCAACAAAUCCGAUGACUCCGUCUGCUCCUACAAGGCCACCGAAUUGUGCAAUGCAGCAACCAAACUGAAUAUGCACAUCAAGGGAUUCAGCAUGAAGCCGGAGCCAGAGCCAGAGCCAGAGCCAGAGCCAGAGGAGCAGCCGGGGCAGAUCGAUUUGUCGAGUCUUUUCAGAAAAUAUUGUCGAUUUCCUGAUAAUUACAACAACACCUUGGCCCGGUUAGAUAUGGAGGAGCAUGAGGAGAACAAAUGUGAGGAUGUUCAUGUGAAGAAGACCAAGGAAGAGGAGGACAAGGAGAAGGACGUAUCCUCAAAGGAGUAUCUCAAGAAAAGGAUGGACAUCGAGCAACAAUUUUUAGCCAAUCAUCGAAAAUCCUGGGAAAAUGUGUGGGGCAGCAGGAUUGGACGGUGCGGUGGAUUUAUGGAUACAACCAUAUUGAGCCCUAUGCAAUUUACACAUCACACACCUGGUAGCAUCUUUUCCCCUGCUGCCAUCACCGGUAGUACCUUGCAAAUCUAUUCAAUCAAGAUACAGAGUAUAAAAGGCUUGAACUGGCCACUCAGAGUGUAUGGCGAGGUUGCUGCUCGAGACACUGUGGACCGCAACCGCAACAUUCUAUUUUCUCGGUCAAGGUUUGACUACCAAGAACUCAAUGGAUGUACAUGUUACCGAAGGGGAUUGGCCUUUUAAGCAUGGAUGCCGAGUUGUGUGUUAUUGGUCUCCUGCUGUGGCUGCUGCGCCGACAGAUGUCAUUGGUAAGACUUGCAGGCGAGUUGUGCUUCUUGAUCACCGUGGUAAAGGAAUGCACAGAAGACCAGACAAGCACCUUCAUCUCUCAAGGAGAGUCGUUUCAGUGGAAUCACAUGGAACGCUGAGAGUGUCCAUAGAAGCAUAUGGAAAAUCUCGUCGUUAUAUUGCUCGAGAAGGUCACAUCAACUUCCCUGUUCAGCAGUGCCAAACAAGAACGAUUGAGUGUCAAGUUGGCGACUCCAAGGUGGAGGUUGCUGUAGGGUGGUCGUUGCUUGUGAAGGAAAAAGCGUGCCUCUCGCUCGGUUGAUUGCCUGACACCCAGGCAUGCAUAUACUGCUACUAGUACUAAGGUGGACCGACUUGUGUGGUAUCGCCAGAUCACAUAACUACUACCUCCGUCCCAAAAUUCUUGUCCGUAUCUGGCAAAUCUAAGACAAGAAUUUUGGGACCGAGGGAAUAUCUAUCUUGUGCUGGCCACAGUUUGUAUGAUGUGAAUCAUUCGGAUUUGUUCAAAAUCUGAGCACUUUCA
Messenger RNA from Triticum aestivum (bread wheat), 2052 nucleotides. RefSeq lists its product as uncharacterized. Bases 138 to 1463 code for a protein of 441 amino acids. The record is from RefSeq and is a predicted model, not a curated record. The transcript has 2 exons. NCBI's taxonomy places the organism in Eukaryota, Viridiplantae, Streptophyta, Magnoliopsida, Poales, Poaceae.